UGAACAUUAUAAUCAGACUAUUUUAUCGUUGCCAGAUGUUCAUCGGUAAAUGAGAAUCCUAUCCUAUCGGACAAGUGGCCGGUCAACAAAACUGUUGUGUUGGAUAAAAGAUCAUUUCCGGAUGUUUUGCUGCUGAUUUACAUGUAGUAAUGGAAGGUGGAGGAGACUCAGAGACAGCUUCAGUCAUGGAAUCAACAUCACUUGGUAAAUAUUCCUCUGAGGGACAUCAAACAGAAGAACAUGUUGAUGGAGAGGUAAAGGAGGAACAAGGAGAGGAUGUCAUUGAGAAUGAAAGAGAAAGGGAAUCACUGAACGAUGGAACCGGUGACAUGGAGAUAGAAGACAGUCAGGGACAACAUCUGAAUGAUUCAUCUAAAGAAGAUGUCAGCACCAAUGGAAUACAUCGAUUAAAUGACAUUGACCUGACACAAACAGAAGAAAGUGGCAAUGGAAACAGUGACAAAGAACAACAGCUUAGUGAUUUGUCGCAAGAAGACGGUAACAUCAAUGAAAUAAAGGAAGAUUUUCCGAAUCACAGGAUGAGUUGCCAUGGUGACCAUCCUAGUGAAACAUCAUGUCAAGACACUGUUGAAGAACCACGUAGCGAAAUAGUGCAAUCAGAUAUGACUGAUAAAAGUGAUCAUAUUUCUCAUAAUGCAAUCCCAGAGUCUGAUAAAUCAAGAACUUCAGACACACUGAUGGAUGGUGAACAGCCAAAUCAAGCAUCAGUAACUCCCAAAAAGAUUGAGUUGGUAGAAACUGGACAGGAAACUGCAACAUGUUGUGCCGACACAGAAACCAAGACGUCCAGCCUAAAAGCUUCCUUCAAUUGCAAUCCAUCUAAAAGUGUAAAUUAUAGUUCACCAGAGGCUUUCUUGUUGUCAAUUUCAAAAGAUGUAAGUGAUGAUUCUCAACUUAAUAUACCUGUGAAAACAGCCAGUGAAUCACAUUCAAGACUUGCAAUUAGUGCAGGAAUGAAAUCCCCGCAAAUUGCUGAGAAUCGAGAAAAACCAAAGACAAGAACUAAAGAGGAAGCCAAACAGACUCAAAGAUCUGAAUUAUCUUCAGAGAAACUGUCAAGAAUUGAAUGUACGUCAGUGCAAUCAGCAAGAACAGCCAUGGAUCAGGAUGAUGAUUUGCUGUCAGAAUUGGAUGCAGAAUUGGAUGACUUCUCGGUGCCACAGACACUUACUGAAGGUGAUCCUAUUAAUGGUUUGCUGAGGAAGGGAAUCAUUCUGGAAGAUAUUCCGCAGUUUAAAAUGAUGAAACUACUAUCUGAGGAAUUACAGCAAAAGGUUGAUAGCCUUCAUGGAGAAAUCAAAAGCAUGCAACAACGAUUGUCCAGUCAGCAAAAGCAAGUCAGUGAUCUAGAACAAGAGAAAGAUGCACUACAGAUGAAUAUCAAACAAGCGGAAUCAGUUCAAAGUGUUCAUCUAUUGAGAGUGAAAGAGCUUGAGUUACUAAUUGACCAACAAAAAGUGGAAAUAGCGGCGGCUAAAGAACGACAGCAGUCCCAUGAUUCUGCGGCCAAGAAAGCUAUCACACAACUCCAACAGGAAAUGAGCCUUAGGGUAGACCAGGUAAAAUCCAUGUAUGAAGAAGCCAUCAAAGAGAAGGAAGCUAUAGUCAUGAAGUAUGCCAAGAGUGAGAAAGAAGUCUCAGAUCAGAAGAAACUACGUGAGACUUUGGAGAAGACAGUGGAAUCACUCAAAUCACAGUUACAUGAUAUAAAGAAAGAACGCUCUAAGUUAAAGAAUACUGCUGCGUCUAAGGAGACCGAAGCUUCAUAUUUGCAGAAAGAAGUUGAUCAACUGAAGGAGGAAGUCAGCUCACAAGGAAUCAAAGUCAAAUGGGCCCAGAAUAAGCUCAAGACAGAACUAGAUGCACACAAGGAGACCAAAGUGAAGCUAGCCAAGACAGAACAAAGACUAACGGAGGCCAAAGAAGAGACAGAACAAAUCAGGAAAAACUGUCAGGAGAUGAUCAAGACUUAUCAGACCUCUGAAGAAGUGAAAUCCAACAGUCUUGACAAGCAGCUGAAGGUGAAACACAGUGAGCUGGAACAGAAAUUACAAGAGCAGAAAGACCACUUGGAAGUUCAUCAGGCUAGACUCCGAGAACUUGAGUCACUUAAGAAGAAUCUUGCUGAUAACGUAGCUGAACUCGACUCAUUCAAAGUCAAGAACAAGUGUUUGGAAACUGAAAGACUCCAAAAUGAGGAACUUCUAGCUAAAUUCAAAGAACUUCUCAAUUCUCAAAAAGAAGAAAACCGGCGACUUAACAAACAGCUUGAGGAAAAGAAGACGUUGGCACAAGAACUUGACAGCUUGAAGCAGACAGAGCAACAGCUACGAUCAGAAGUUUCUGGUCAGAAAAAUGACCAGUCAGACUUGGAGAUGGAGCUAGAGACAAGAAGACAGAAAGAGGGCGAGCUAUUGCAGUUUACUGAGAAGAUAACGAGUAAGAACACGUCACUGAGCUCUGAGAAUACCGCCUUGAGGUCAAAGGCAAGUCAGCUAGAAUCUGCCGCUCUAAAACUUCAGAAAGAUCUUGAUGAGUUGCAGACCAGCUACAAUCAGUUGAGCUCUGAGUUGAAGCAGGAGCAUCAGUUUCGUGAGCGUGAGUCAUCACUGCUCACAAGCAAACUCAAUGAGAAGAGUCGUGCUUUAGAACAACUGUCUAUCCAGCUGGAUGAAGCCAGGGAUGAUAAUAAGACUCUGAAAAGGAAACAUGCUGCAAAUACAAAGGAUUUGACAAGACAGUUACAGCAGGCACACAAGCGUUUAGAAUCCAUUGAUUCGUCUGAGAAUCCAUCCCGUGAUACUAUCAGUGUUGGUUCACGCACCAGUAGUUCAGGAUCAUUGGAUACACUUCCGGGCUCAACUCCUAGUGCUGUCAAUUCAAGUGGUUCAUCAGUCUCCGUCAGCACAUCAGCAUCAUCCAAACCGGAGGAACAUCCUGCACCUCAUGAUCACACGGUUGCAAUCGCUACAGGCAACGACUAUCCUGGAGUCGACAAAGGAAUGUUAGUUGACCGCAUUGUGCGAUUACAGAAAGCUCAUCAACGGAAAAAUGAAAAGAUGGAAUUCAUGCAAGAACACAUUUCCCACCUGGUAGAAGAACUCAAAAAGAAAUCCAAGAUUAUUCAGCAGUAUAUAAUGAGAGACGAAGCUGGAGCCCUGGUACCAGUAUCUAGUGAUGUCAAUAAGUCCCCAUCCGGCUUACGAAGCACUAUGGCACAGAUGUCAAAGCAAGGUGGUAUCAUGUCUUCUCUCUACCGCUCUCAAUCAACUGAUCCUAGCAUGACCCUUGAUCUUUCGCUGGAGAUCAAUCGCAAACUCCAAGCUGUGCUUGAAGAUACUCUGCUGAAAAACAUCACUUUGAAGGAAAAUAUUGAGACCCUUGGUCAGGAAAUUGCAAGGCUGCUGAAGGAGCAACAGAAACAUCAUUCUGGUCACAGAUGAUAAAUAAUACAAUCUCAUCAUAGAAGGCAUAGCAGCAGCAUCAUCAACCCUCCAUAUAUUAGACAGCUUCAUCAUUUAUUGAUGGAGGUCAACAGAAAGUGCUCAUAUUUUAAGAGAGCCUAAAUUUCUUAGAUAGGAAAAGCAUUUUUUUUCAAGGCAAGAUGAUGCCUGGCACCCUAAUAGAAGGAGCAACGUGGUAGCCUUACUGAACACAAUAUUACUUGGUUUUUCUAAUGUAUCAAUAUGUUUAUAGAAGGACCAUUGAAUGUUUACGUAGGUUUUAAACUCUGUACGAUUCACACACAAUAUGUAUUCACUGUUUCAUCCAAGCUGCAUUCUAACUCUUUCUGUUGGUUUUUCUCCCUAUGGGCUCCUGUGCAAACAAGGACUCACUGAUGCGCGUACUGGUUCGCAUGCAUAUAAAGCAAAGUACACAUGCCUAAUUUAUUCUGAAUGUGCGCAAUCCUAUGGCAUCGUCGCUUGAGCGUCAAGGAAUCGUUGGCAAUGCGUUUGAAUGUCUCUCCAAGUGGUCUCCCCCAACUCUCCCUUUCUUACCGUUGAGGGGGUACUUGUGCACGGAGCCCAUAGUUUGUUUAUUUUGAUCUUUUAAGCAUGUCAUGCUUGCUUUAUGCUCAAAAUGAUAAACAAUAUGCACAAAUUAAUUCCAAUUAAGAUUUUAUCCUCUAUCUAUUUAGUUUUGUUCUUUUAAUGAUGUAUAUUGAUAAAGCAUUCUAACAGAGUAUAGCCCUAAAUAUGGCAAGGCAUUCCAAAAAUUCCAAAAUAUACAUGUAUGUUGUAAUUUUUGUAUAUAUUGUAUAAUUUAUGAAAGAAAACACAUGUACAUAGCAAGCGAAAAAUAAAUGGUUAGAAUUUACAGGGGGUAAGUGUUAUAACUGCAUGCAACAAAAUUGCUGCCAUGUAUAUUAUUCAUGGUUCUAGGUUGUUGUUUUUUCAUAUGUAUUCAACCUGAAUCAGAAUCAUAGUUUCAACCAGGACGUGGUAUGCUUUAACCUCCUGUUAUUGUUCUUUAUUGUUGCAUGAAAAGACAAGUACAUAAUGACAGAAAGGGAAUGGUAUUGUUUGAUAUUAAAGGGGCACUAGGUCCUGAGAUCCCCAAAAAUUUCAUGUUUUGGAUUGUUUACUUAUCCUAUUUUAAACAUCUGGUUGAAAGGAAACCAACCUAAUGUCUUACCUAAAAAACCUGGUUGUUUACAUUCACAUAACGAAUAUUUUUUUCCUGUCAUUCAAUGUACACUUUGUGCAUGUGUCUGUUAUAACGUACAUAUACAGCACCAUGCUUGCGAACAGCAAUGACCAAUCACCAAUGCACAAAAUGUGGUUUCUUACACGUCCGCACAAGGCGAACUCUUUUUAUGGAUGAAAUCACAACUAGCAUCAAAACAGCUCAACUUUUUUAGGCCGCAAAAGUGGACCCCAAAAGUCAUUCUCGCACGCAUAAUACAGAAAUAACACAAAAACGCCAAGUUUUUAUAGGAUAGUUUUGUGGAUGUUUAUAUGGUCUGCAAUGAAAUGCAUGUACAUGUGAAUCAACAACUUAUAAACUGCUUUGUUGUUUGGAGGGGGCUAAAUCUACAUAAAUUUGGAUCUUGAGGAAAAGCAAUAUAGAAAUGGUUUAAUAGAAAAGAUGAGGUGAGAUUUUUCAAAGAGAAAUGGGAAUAAAGUACAAUAAACAAAAUAAAUGUUGACACCCUUUACAAUAUGAGAUCCCAUUGUGUAUAGUCCACCUAGUUCAUAUUAAGAAUAUAUGUCUAGAAUUACUGAAUGAUGAAUGUAAAACUAUUUCUGAGUUUACUUAAAUAAUUUACCUUGUAAAAGUAUCACUCAACAACGAUAUCGCUUUAAAAUAUGUCUGUCACUUGAACAUUAACUAGGUGCAUUUGCAUUUUGUUCGAUGCAUACAUUUUGUUUGAUGCAUGUACAUGUAUAUGGGAAACAAAUCUGUCACUUUUUUCCAGAGAUCAAUAAUACCCACUCCAUAUAUCAUAACUAAGAGAAACAUUUCAAGUCAUUUGUUUUUAAAUUAUGUAUAAACAUGUAGAUUUAUGCAUCAGCACAUACCACACAAAUGAUGUCCGUUGAGUACAUGUAUUCAAAUUUGAUUUUAGUCAGGCCAAACAUUCUAACCACAUUUAAGACAGAUUUGUUUGUGUAUUUAAACUAGUUUAUCCUAUGAGCUAUAUGACCAAGUUCACACCUAUAGAUGUUUACUUAGUUUAAUUAACCAUAUGUAGUGUAAUUUUAUGAUGAUUGUUAGCACAUGAAACAUGUUUAACCAAGUGCAAUCAUAUUUUAAUAAUUUUCAGUACUUUCUGAUAAGUAGCAUCUUCAUUACAGAGUAUUGGGCAUUGUUAAUCUACAACAUUUAACAGGUUGAAUCGUUGUUUGUAUAUGUUUGGUAAGGAGUAGGAUGUAUUCCGUUUAAUUAUAUUUCUGAGGGCAUCAAGGCGUAUAUCUGAAUAACAAAUAGAAGGGAUAUCCAUAUGAAAUUAUUGAAUUUCCUAGAAACCUACAUGCACAAACACCAUUAAUUGUCAUCAAGAAAGACAAAGCAAUCUAUACUGACUUGUCGAAGGACAGGAUCUUACUUAAAAAAAACAACUUUCAUUUAAGAGAAUGUUUUUUUUGGUUUUUUUUUUUGUUGACAUGUUCUUGAGAUUGUCAUCAACUUGUUAUACACCGUUGUCAAGUUCACAUUACAUGUAUGGACACAAUGUCGCUCUUCAUGUUGACAAUUAAUUGAGUGUCUUAUCAAAUUCUACGUCCUGGUAAUCAUAAUUUCAGAAAGCAUAAGUAACUCAGCACCUUUCAAAUUCUUUAUGUGAUCAACCAUAUCAGCAUUUUUAGUUUUUAGACGUAAAUAUCUUUUAAAUGACGGCAUUAAAGAAAAUAAAUUCCGGCAUUCAGAUUCUGAUGAUAAAAAAAAA
Molecule: messenger RNA, 6409 nt
Organism: Patiria miniata (bat star)
Lineage: Eukaryota; Metazoa; Echinodermata; Asteroidea; Valvatida; Asterinidae
Gene: ccdc186
Product: coiled-coil domain-containing protein 186-like
Exons: 19
Coding region: 150-3464 (1104 amino acids)
Biological process (GO): vesicle cytoskeletal trafficking
Cellular component (GO): trans-Golgi network
Molecular function (GO): small GTPase binding
Source: RefSeq, a predicted model, not a curated record